CAGCCAUUUUUUCCCCUCGAGGGCCAUUGCGUCGAGUUACAAUUUGCUUUCCGAUUCCUGGUUCUGCAGGCUGGGUGGUUUUAAUUUGAGCUGAGGACACAUGGGCAGCCCGAUUCUGGGUUCAAAGCUUGCGUCUUUCAGCGAGACUUGAUUGCAAGGAAGCGUGCGUGCCAUAGCAGGCCCUAAUUACUUGGGAAUAAGCACUAUUGAAAUAACCUGAGCUUGGUUCUAUCUCGGCAUCAUAGAAUCAUGAUGUUAUUGGGUUGGAAUGGUGUGGUAGAAUUGAGUCAGGGUGGAUAUCGCCUCUUAAGGCUGCAGGUUGGAGGUGGCAUUUCUGAAUGGAGACUAGAAAAAACCAUCCUAUUGUAUGUUCUUUUGUUUCUUGAUACUUAGCCAGUGUGCAAAAGUUGAUCAUUUUAGAGUUGCAUGAUAGGAUGAGAUCUAGAUUUGAGAAGUGGCAGAUGCUGAUGGAUCCAUAGGCAACCAAAUUGUAUCAAUGGAUGGGUAUAGGUGACUGGUAUCUUGCUUUGAAUUCAUUGUACAAUAAGAACUAUACAGUACCAGAAUACAUUACCCAGAGAACUUCAACUUCUCUUGUGAAUGUUUGACUACAAUAUAGAUGAUGUUCAAUAUUGCCAUGAAAUCCAUGUAACUUUCUAGUGCCUGUCUCUUGGUGUGUUUUAAAAGCAUGCAUAUUUGGCAGGACUAUAGAGAGGUUGGUGUAAAAUAAUACCCCAAAUAAUAAGUAUACUAUGUCCUUAUUUUAUUGUUUACUAUCCUUGGGUUUACUGUAAAAUUGACUUUCAUUGUUUCAGUACAGACUCUGGUCAGGUGUAACUGUUGGGUCCUUGGUUGGGCUUAUUGUGCAUACUUCUAGAUAUGUUUGCUGAUAUAGUGGGAACAAUACUAAUUCUUGGUCCUAACAAAAUAAACUGAUACAACCUGUGUGGGCCAUAAUUGUGACCUGGUAGAUUCAGUGCCCACUUGGUCUUUUUCUAUAAUAGGCAAAUACCUCUUAUUUUAUUUUACUAGGCUUCUUUUUAAAAUUGUACUAUUCUGCUCAUAUCUGCUGCACCUUUAUUGCGUGUAUACAACUAAAAUAUAAUUUGUUAGGUGCCCUGGAAACAUUUCUAUUUUAUAGAGAAGCCUGUUAAUCAAGGCUGGCAAACCUGUGACCUGCCAAAUGUUGCUGAACUACAACUCCCAACAUCCUGGACCAUUGACUAGAACUGAUGGAAGUUGGAGGAUAAUAAUGUCUGGAAGGCCACAAGUUCCCCACUUACAUUUUAAAUGUAAAAUAAGUAUUUCACUUCAUCAAAGAUAUGUCCAUAACUUCAAAUGUUUCAUCUGCAUCAAUCUGAAACAGCUUACUGUGAGUUUCAGUCAAAUGUUUCCUAUAAAGUUACAAGGUGCGCAACAUGUAGAAUCCCGUUGUCCUGAAAUACUUGGUCCGCUCAUUAGCUGGGUGAAAUUGUGAAUCAGUUCAAUAUGGAGUGAACACUGUGACUGCCCUACAUGAACUUCCUGUAUAAAUGUGUUCCUCAUCCCGCUUGUUUUUCUUCUGUACAAGCACUUGGAUCUCUGCUUAUGACUCAUUUAGUGAAGUGUAUAAUAACCCAGUGGAAAAGAACCUAAGGUAUCUUUAAUGACUAGGUCUCCUCUUCUUUUAAAGUUGUAAAUAAAAAUUAUUUAUAAUGUCAGCCAUUCCUGAGUUGAGCUUUCUUAUCUCCUAGAAGAUGUAGUAAACAUCUUUGAAAGCAUGGCCGCUGAAGAGUUUGAGUCUGUAGGCCAGAAAAUGUCUUACCAGUUUGAGGUUUUUAACACAAGAUAAAAACACAAAAUACAUAAUCAAAAUAAAUAAAAAACCAACCCAAUAACCCUUCCUCUCCCCCAAGGGCAUUGAAUGUCAAACGGGCAAAGGCCUGGUUAAGGAGGAGCAUUUUUUCCUGGUGUCUAAAGGUGUAUAAUGAAGGCACCUGGUGAACCUCCCUGGACUGGAGUUGAAGGGUGAAACGGGGUGUGUGAUUUUGGAACCUGUAAGGUAGUCAUCUAUUUCUACUCUUACCUAGCAUUGGAAUAUAUUCUAUUUAUCAUUUAUUAAAUACGUAUGGCUCCCCAUCAGUAAAUAUUCCCUGGGUAGUUUACAAUUAUGACAGUAUUUUUUAAAAUACUAAUUUUAAUCAACAAAAAGCAAUAAGAUAACAAAUACUUUCCUUUAUAGGAGACAGUGUAAGUAGUAUGCCACUCAAAUUAAAACCAUGGUAAGCCAUAGUAGCUUGAAGUUAAUUUUAAAAUGCAAGUAAGAAGCUUGAUUGGAAAAAAAGGUGUUGACCUUGUGUUGAAAAGACCAUAGAGAAUGUCCCAGCCAAGCUACUUUGGAGAGACUUCUGUAAAAGGUUACCACUGUCCUCUGUCUGGUAACCACUUACCUAACUUCAUUUGGUGGGUGCACCUGCAGCAGAGCCUGAAGGGGAUUUAGGCAGGCAUAUGCGGGAAAAGCAAUAUCUCAAGUGACCUUGCCUGAAACUGUUUAGGGCUUUUUGGAUUAAAAUCAGCAUUGGUAGAACUCUUCCGUAAUAUAAUCAAAUGUCCAGUCUCAGUAAUUUGAACUACCUUCAGUUUCUGUACCAUUUUUAAAGGCAGCCCCACAUAGAAUCUUCUUCUUUUUUCUUCUUUGGCGAUCACUUGUAGCCGAGUCAGAUUGUCUUCCAUAAACACGAUUUUAACAAUGGGUCCGUAAGUGACUGUGGAGGCCAAUUCUGGAUCCACACGUCAUUCCACAGUGGGGACAUUGGUUUCCAGGUGGGGGUUUAUCACGGUGCGGAUUUGCCAAACGUGCCUUCCUCUUAGCACGUUUCUCCCUUGCGUCGUGAGAUCGAGUUUCUUCAAAGCCCAUGACACCUUUGGUAAAGGCUGUUCUCCAACUGGAGCGCUCGCAGGCCAGUGUUUCCCAUUUGUCAGUGUUUAUACUACAUUUUUAAAGAUUUGCAUUGAGACAGUCUUUACACCUCUUUUGUUGACCACCAUCAUUACACUUUCCAUUUUUAAGUUCGGAAUAGAGUAGUUGCUUUGGAAGACGACCAUCAGGCAUCCGCACAACAUGGCCAGUCCAACGAAGUUGAUGUUGAAGAAUAAUUGCUUCAACACUGGUGAUCUUUGCUUCUUCCAGUACACUGAUAUUAGUUCGCCUGUCUUCCCAAGUGAUGUGUAAAAAUUUUCGGAGACACCGUUGAUGGAAUCUUUCGAGGAGUUGGAGGUGGCGUUUAUAAGUCGUCCAUGUUUCACAAGCAUAUAGUAAGGUUGGUAGUACAAUAGCUUUGUAAACAAGCACUUUGGUUUCCCUGCGAAUGUUCCGGUCCUCAAACACUGCACUUCAAUCGGGAGAAAGCCGCACUCGCAGAGCUCAGGCGAUGCUGGAUUUCAGCAUCAAUGUUGACCCUUGUGGAAAGGUAACUGCCUAGGUAGGAGAAGUGAUCAACAUUUUCCAACGUUACACCACUGAGUUGGAUUUGUGGUGCUGCAGAGGGGUUAUUUUGUACUUGUUGGUGCAGCACUUUGGUUUUUGGAUGUUGAGUGAUAGGCCAAGCUUUUCGUAAGCUUCUGCAAAGAUAUUUAGGAUGGUUUGGAGGUCAUCCUCUGAGCAUGCUCACACUACGUUGUCAUCAGCAUACUGAUGCUUUACGAUGGAAGUUACGGUAACCUUACUUUUUGCUUUCAGCCUGUUCGGAUUGAAGAGCUUUGCAUCUGUUCGAUAUAUGAUUUCUACUCCAGUGAGGAGUUUCCUGUCGACAAAGUGUAGGAUCAUGGCAAUGCAAAUAAUGAAUGGAGUUGGGGUAAUAACACAACCCUGUUUAACACCUGAUCCCACUGUGAAUGGUUCACUUUGAGAGCCAUUGUUAUCUGUGAUUGUUGCUGUCAUAUUAUCAUGGAGUAGCCGAAUGAUGUUUACAGAUUUAUCUGGGCAGCCAACUUUCAGAAGGACAGUCCACAGGGCAUUACGAUUUACAGUGUCGAAAGCCUUAGGUCAAUAAACGCCAUAUACAGAGGUUGGUUUUGCUCUCUGCAUUUUUCUUGAAGCUGUCGAGCGGUGAAAAUCAUGUCCACUGUCCCCCUAGAAGGCCGAAAACCGUUUCGGGAUUCAGGAAGGGUCACCUCGGAUUUUGUUACCAGACAGUUUGCUAAGAUCCUUGCAAGAAUUUUGCCAGCCGCGCCUCAAUAGUUUCCACAAUAAGUCCUGUCACGGUUUUUAAAGAGAUUGAUAAUUUUGGCAUCUCGAAAGUCUGCUAGGAUUUCUUCUCUUUCCCAGAUUUUUUCGAUGAGCUUGUGAAGUUGUUAUGUAAGUUCAAUUCUGCCCACUUUGAAGAUUUCGGCAGGUAUCCCAUCAGGUCCACUGGCUUUGUUGUUUUCCAUUUGGUUAAUAGCUGUACACAACUCUCCCUGAUUUGGAGAUAUUGCAAGCUCAUCUCUAACUUGUUUUUGCGGAAUUUGUGAGAGGACCUCAGCAGCUACGGGACAGUUGCGGUUAAGGAGAUGUUGGUAAUGUUCUUUCCAGUGCAGUGCAAUAGCGUCUUUAUCUUUUAGAAGUGUGUUACCAUCUGCUGAGUGUCGGGGGCAUAUGCCAUGAUUUAUUGGCCCAUGGAUGGUCUUUGUGGCUUUAAAGAAACUGUGCAUCAUGAGUGUCGGCUAAGUGCUGGAUCUCUUGAGCUUUUUUUAUCCACCAGGUGUUUUUUAGUUCUCUGGUUCUUCUUUGAAACUCAGCCUUAGCGUUGGCAUAGGUUUUUUUUCCUUAGUGGCACAGUUUCUGUCUCUUUGCCAGGUCUGAAGUGCCUUCCUUUUCUUGUCAAUCAUGCGUUCAAUCUCACUGUCAUUCUCAUCAAACCAGUCCUGGUUUUUCUUGGUUUGGUAUCCAAUAGUUUGUUCACAGGCUGCAAUAAUGGAUGUUUUUAGCUUGGUCCAGUGUUAUCAGAGAAUUCUGAAAGCAGAUGGUCCUUAAGAGUCGUUUGGAAGCAGUCCCGCUUAAUGGGGUCUUGAAGGGCUUGAGUGUUCAUUUUGCGCCUUGGUUUCCUUCCUUGAAGCCUGCGUUGAGGUAUAAUCUUGAUAGCCAUCGUGGAGCGUAUUAGUCGGUGAUCUGUCCAGCAGUCGUCAGCGCUCAUCAUAGCUCUGUGAAGCAUGCGAGACCUAACAGCUCACGUAACCAGCAGCCUGCUGCAAUUUCCAGAAGUGACUAUACAAGCUCUUGGGGAAGAUGAAAUAAUGAUAGACUCGGUACUUCAUGGGAAAUUCACUGGAGGACGAAGUGGACUGGCCUGCUUGGCUUGUGGGCCUCAGCUUGAGGUAGUAAACCCAGUCACUGGAGAACGGCUGUCUGCAUACCAUUUUAGUGGAGUGACUGAACAACCUCCCACUAUCCUUGCAGUGAAAGAGUUUUCCUGGCAAAAAAGAACUGGACUACUAAUUGGCUUGGAAGAAGCAGAAGGGAGUGUUCUGUGUUUGUAUGACCUUGGAAUAUCAAGAGUCGUCAAAGCAGUUGUUCUUCCUGGAAGGGUUACUGCCAUUGAACCCAUAAUUAACCAUGGAGGAGCCAGCUUGACAACGCAACACUUGCACCAGAGUCUCAGGUGGCUGUUCGGUGUGGCUGCUGUGGUUACAGACGUUGGGCAUGUCCUCCUGAUUGAUCUAUGUCUGGACGACUUAUCAUGUAGCCAGAAUGAAAUAGAGGCAUCUGAUCUAGAAGUCAUCACUGGAAUCCCUCCUGAAAUCCCCCAAAUAAGGGAAGCUAUAACAAGGAAAGGUCGCCAUCUUUGUUUCCAGUUAUUGAACCCAUCAGGAACUCCUGUGACUACUCUUUCAUACAUACACAGGAGCAACCAGUUAGUUGUGGGGUUUUCUGAUGGAUAUCUCUCACUGUGGAAUAUGAAAAGUUUGAAGAAAGAAUACCACUCCCAGUUAGAAGGAGGUAGAAUUCCUGUGUACACUGUUACUUUUCAAGAACCUGAAAAUGAUCCUCGCAAUUGUUGUUACUUGUGGGCUAUUCAGUCAACACAAGAAAGUGAAGGGGAUAUUGUUAGUUUACAUCUACUGCAGUUGGCUUUCAGUGACAGAAGGCGUUUGGCAUCAGGACAAAUUAUGUAUGAGGGUUUAGAAUACUGUGAAGAAAGGUACAGUCUAGACCUCACAGGUGGAGUUUUCUCUUUAAGAGGGCAGACUAGCAACACCAAAUUGAUCGGUUGUCAAACAGUAGAGAAAUUUCGAAGCCAUGUUGACAGAGAAGAUGGUAUUAAUGAAGUCAUAUCACCUGAUACAAGUGUAUCAAUCUUCAGCUGGCAAGUAAACACAUAUGGUCAAGGCAAUCCAUCUACCUAUUUAGGUAUAUUUGACAUAAAUCGCUGGUAUCAUGCUCAAAUGCCAGAUUCAUUAAGGCCUGGGGAAUUUCUACACAAUUGCCCCUAUUUUGCAUUAUGGUCCCUGGAUGCUGUAGUGAGCAUGACUUCUCCACAUCGCAUUCUGGAUGUCUUGGUACAUGAGCGAAGCUUAAGUCGUGGAGUACCUCCUUCGUAUCCUCCACCUGAACAAUUUUUUAACCCAAGCACCUACAACUUUGAUGCCACUUGUUUGCUGAACACUGGGGUUGUUCAUCUCACUUGCACAGGAUUUCAAAAGGAUACAUUGCAUUUCUUAAAAAAAUUUGGUGGUUCCUUAAAUGAAGCCAUUCCUGAUAGUUAUAACAGAUGUCUCGUCGCUGGCUUGCUUUCUCCAAGAUUUAUCGAUGUACAGCCUUCAAGUCUGAGUCAGGAAGAACAAUUUGAAGCUGUAUUGUCAGCUGCUAUCCAAACUAGUUCCUUAGGUCUUCUCACUAGCUUCAUUAAACAGUGGACUGCUGAAGAGCAACCAGAUUCUGCCCCUAAUUUGCGCUUUGUUCUUGAAUGGACAUGGAAUAAAGUGGUUAGCACUAAGGAAGACUUUGUUCGACUAUGUGUCCCACUGUUUGAUGGGUCAUCUAACUUUAUUGGUCCACAAACUCUACAGUCUUUGCAGCACUGCGAGUUACUUCUUAGCAACCUUAGCACUGUUUUGAGCUGUUUUGUAAUGGAAGCACAAGAACUCACAGAAAAAGGCAUUACAGAUCUGACAAAUAAGCAGGUUGUAACCAGUCUUCUUUCACUGUAUGUGCAAGUGGUCAUCUGGUUCUGUCGAUCCAGCCUUCUUCCAGAAAGCUUAGAUGAAGAUAUGCAGUUGUCAAAACCAUUCUAUAAUUACCAACAUAUACAACAUUUUUAUGCUGGGUGUCGUCAGAAGCUGGAACGUUUAUCAAGAGGCAAAUGGAACCCUGAUUGUUUGAUGAUUGAUGGAUUGAUUUCCCAGUUAGGCCAUUCCGUAGUGAAAUUGUGGCAGAGAGAUGAUGGAGGAACAGGAAAAUACCCUCCUCCUACAUUACAUGCACUACUUGAUCUCUACUUACUGGAAAAUAUCGAAGAUCUCUACAAGCAUGCAACUACAAUUUAUUUACUAUUGGACAUCAUGCAUUCCUGUCCAAACAAGGCUGAUACGUCAGUGGGCUCCUUCCCAACUGCCUUUGCAAUUCCUAUAGGUCUGGUUAACUUAAUCCAAGGUUUUUGGUGUUUGGAUCACAAUGACUUUGAGAAUUCUCUGACCUAUCUGUUUCAUCCAGCUACAAUCAAAUUGCCUUGGCAACACAUAAGAAUAAUUCAGUUCUUGAUGUGUCAAGGAGAGCACAGGCGAGCCCUCCGAUACAUACAAACAAUGAAACCAUCAUUGAUGAGCAACAGUGAAGUAACACUUCACCUUACUGUCUUGCUGUUUAACAGUUGUAUGGUGGAAGCUUGGAGUGUGCUGCGGCAGCAUUCUACUCGAUUAAAUGUAGAAGACAUGCUUAAACAUGUAUACGAAACCUGUCAGGGGCUGGGACUGAUGGAAGAUUUGCUAAAGCUACCAUUCACAGAAACUGAACAGGAGUGUCUAGAGAAGUUCUUGAGGACAAGCACUGGUGUUAACAAUCAUGAGUUCCUCUUAGUUCAUCAUCUUCAGCAUGCCAACUACGUUCCUGCGCUACAGCUGAAUCAAUCACUGAAAGCAAAUCUCUUGAAUGAUCGCGAUCCCCGCUGGCGAGAGAGAUCAGUUGCCAGAAAUUCCAUAUUAGACCAGUAUGGGAAAGUUCUACCCAGAGUACAAAGGAAGCUUGCUGUAGAGCGAGCCAAGCCUUACCACUUGCCAACUUCACUACGGCGGGAAAUUUUAAGACCAAAGCCACUGUCAACAGUUGCAAAGAAAGUUACUGCAGGAAAUGUCAUCACAAAAGCAACUUUAAUCAAUAAUGUACUAUCCAAAAUUGGAGAGGUGUGGGUGGGAACUGAACAGAAAAACAAGUCAUUUCAAAAUGAUAUAACUGAAGAACAACCACCAACAGUGGAUUCUUGCACUGACACAGAGAUACCAGAUCCAUUUGUUGGGACACCAGCUACUAAAUCUUUAAGAAAGCGCUCCAGAUUGCUUGACUUGGUGGUCCAGCCUAUUCUUCUUGAUUCACCUUCCCUUCGAAGCAAUCUGCACAUGUCGCCAAGAGCUUCUGCAUCCUGUAUGCUUUCUAGUCCAUUGCAUUCCAGCCCUCGGUGCUCUCUAUAUAAGAGCAGUAGAAGAGCACCUGAAUUAAAGCUGCUAGAAACUCCUCUGGUUGUUAGGAGAGCUAAAGCUUUGACUUCUACAUCUUCCUCUGGCUUUCCUGGUUUUACUCCUCAAUCUAUUUUGAGAUCCAGCCUUCGGACUACUCCUUUAGCUACUCCAACUGCAUCUCCAGGAAGGUCUAUCACACCCCCUCUGCGUGCAAAAGAAACAAAAAUAUCAUUUAUGGAAGAAAGCAAAGCUUCAGGAUGGACUGCUGGGAUGACAGAUAGUAAAACAAAACACGACACAGUUUCAUCUGAAUGCAUUAUUGAAGCUCACAUGGAAGGUAUGUGGUCUAAGACUAGAGAAACUCCUGCCUUUUCAAUAUGCAAUCUUCAGGAAGACUAUGAAGAUGCAGGCUUGUCAUCAGAAUGCAUACCAGGAAAUGAUUUGAAUAAAACUGAACCUUCCAAAGAAACUAGUUUUGGUUCUGUAAAGUCAGAUCAAACUACUUCAGAUUAUCAAGAUGCAAAAUCGCCAGGUGACAACAGUGAUACUUUCAGAGUCUCUCAGCCAGCAGGUUUAUCCCCAGAAGAUCUUGUAAACAUACAAGUGUCAGCUGAGAGAGAAAGCAGUGAGGCAUUAGCAAGGGAUCCUUUGCAAAUGGAACAGCAAACAUCUACAGAUGGAGAACAGUCGGCUGGACUACCUGAAAGAGAAGGUGAAGGCUAUGGCUCACUUCCUGAGGAUGAAGUAUUUGUGGUGCAUCACUUAAAUGCUAUUCCUGACACUACGGUCUCUUCUAUGCCAUCUAAUGAAAGUCAAACAAAUGUCCUAGAGUCCAGCAUGCUGCCAUUGUUGGAAAACAACCAGCUCCUUGAUGAAGCAAGUCCCCAAGCUUUGGAGCCAUUAGGAACAGAUGCUGAAUCUGUCAUAAGUAUUCCUGAUAGUGAAGACAUUGUCAGUGUUCAUUCCAAAAAUGAACGUGAAGAAAGAGAAGCAUUAGAUGAAGAUGGGUCAAAAGAAGCUGAGAGUGAAGAAAAUAUAGCAGUCCUGCAAGAGAAAACACCACUUAACAUUGAACCUGCAAGUCAAGAAGUAAAUCUUGGUGAUGGACCAUGUGAAGUACACAUCUCAGAAGUUGUAGUUGAGGCACUUCCAUACAGCGAGCUGUGUCCUUCAAGCAGUCUGAAACAUCAGUACAGCAGUGACGCUAUAGAGCAGCAAGUCACAUGUGAAUUACUCAAGAAAGAUGCUGGAGGAGAUGGAGAUCUGCUGAUGUCCCAAGACAAUUUUACGUUAAUAUUAGAAGGGGAUGAAGAAGCUGAGAUAGGAGAUUCUAGUGCACUUCAUACUUUCCCUCUUAAAUCAGCCAGCCAGUUAGAGGGUGCCUCUGUAAACAGUGCUGGAAGUAACAACCCAGAAUUCAUCACAAAUACAGUGUCCACUGUAACUAGUGAUCAGAUAUCACAGAAUACUGCUGAGGUGUUGCCUUAUGUACCUGAACCUAUUCAGAUGGCUAUUGCUGAGAACCUAUUGGAUGUAAUCAAAGACACAAGAGGUAAAGAAGUUUCAAGUGAGGUUGCGGACCAGUCUUUUCAUGAAAGCAUUAGUAAGAAGGUAUUAAGUUCACCACAGGCACCUCUGCAAAAUGUUACCGAAAUAAGUAAAGAUGUAAAAUUAAGUCAAGUUGAAGAUUCAGUGACGUCUAGCACCAGCACUGUGGAACAGAUGGCACAAAAUGUAAAUGACUUAUUACCUGAUGGUCAGCCAUUGGGACAGAUAGAUAAACCAGAUCUGCCACUACCAUCAACUCCAAGGAGAAGUGCUAGACGGGCAAAAGAAACAUUGAAGAUUCCUGAAAGCCUUCCCCUUGGUUCUGAACAAGAACCUCAAGAAAAACAGACAACACAGGUCCCUGCUUUCCCAGUCUUAGAUACUAAGGAAACAAAGGAGUGUGACUUAGAAAUAUCAACAAAUGUUCAUCCCCUCACACAGGAGUUUCAGGCAACCAUUGCUACAAGAAGAGGGGUUAGAAAACCAAAAGAGCUUGCAUCAGAUCUUCAUGAGCAUCCAAGUGAACAGCUACCUUCUGCUCGCAGAAGGACUCCCAGAAGUACAAGAAGUUUAGUAGGGGAUCAAGAAGGUAGUCAGUUUAUCAUUGACCAUACAAUUCAGAUGAUGGUAAAUCCUAAAAGCGCAAGAAAACUAAAAAGCAUUGCUUUCCACCUGGCAGAGAACGUGAUUUCAGAUCAGGAGGUAGAACCUCGUGAAGAGCAGCUGAGUACAAAACCAAGAAGAGGAAGGCCAAGAAAGCAUGGUGAAAUGAAAGUGAUGGCCCAGUCAGAAACUGCAGCUGGGAAGCUGCCAUUACCUUCACCAGUUAGAAGGGGCAGACAUAGAAAGUCAAGUCUACCAGAAGCCAUUUCUGAACAUGACAUACAGCCAAGUAAACCACAGCUACCUAUAUCAACUGAGCAGGAGAGGGCACGAAGCACAAGUAUAUCAGAAACUGUUUCUGAUCAAGAGACUGGGCUUAUUAAACAGUUGCCUGUGCGACGAAGAGGCAGACCACGAAAGAAUCCUUUGAAUGUGUCAGCAGAUUUGGGACUAGAGUUGUCUCUGUUAUCGUCUCCCCCUCCAACACCUAGUAAAUCUCUUGUCACUCCUAGAAGAAUUACUAGGAGAGGAUCUAUUCAAGAAAAGACUCCAGUCGACACCACAAAGAGGAAAUCUGCAAGAAUUGCAUCUGCGAGAACAGAAAAAACAAAUACAAAUAUAGAGAAAAUGGAUGCAGACAAAUGUGUUCUAGAAGAACAUUCUGUACAACCAAGUGAGGCAGAGACUAUAGCAAGGAGUUCUAAAAAGAGACAGUCGAUGACUGCAAUCAGAAAGAGAAGCCAGUUACCGUCUCUCUCUGAGGAAGGUACAGAGGAAGAGGAACACUUGCCACAAGCAGCUGAGAUUGCAGUAGGAUUGCAUUCCACAGACAUGACCAAACUAAAGCUUCGUGAAACAGGGGAAACUUUGGCACAUCGUGGUACUCUUGUGAAAAGGACCAGAUACAUCAGAAAGCGUAUGAAACAGAGUCCCACCCUGGAUAGAAAUGAGACCUUCUGUUUUUCUCCUCCUCUUACAAAACUGACAGAAAAAUCUAAAGGUGAGAAAGCAGUGACGCCAGUGCAACUCAAAGAUUUCAAGGCAGACUUGACUUCUCAGUUUGUCUUCUCGCCCCCUGCUUUGAGAUCUAGGAAGAAACAAGUGUCCAGUAUUUCAAGGAUUGUGGAAGAAUUGGAAUUACCAGUUAAAGAGGAGAAGGAUGCAGUCUCAAUAGAAACUUCAGAGAAGCAGAAAGUAAAGAGAAGCAGAGCUACAAGGUCAAAAGCAAAAACAGCAAGCAAAGUCCUAGGGAAAGAUAGCGGUUGGUCAUCGCCACACGUGGAAAUUAAAUUCAUUUCUCCUUAUGGCACACCAGUAGAUGGAGCAAAAAGCAAACAGAAGGAGUCUGUGGAUAAAGCAGAAAAGACUGUUCGUAAGACUGUUCAUAGGAACGAGAGAAUAACUAGCUUUCCAAAGCCAAUUGUUCAGAAGAAGAGGCUAUAACUGUUUUUAAAUAUGUGUAUUGUACACCAAUGCUUGUAAAGUCAUCAGAAUUGUGUGGAAUAUUAAGAAAAAAUCAUUAAUUUGGAAGAUAAUUUAUAUAAAUUAUUGUAAAAUUUCAGAAAACUAAAGGUCUUCAAUAAGUAACUCCGUAUGGAGUGUGAUUUCUUCAGUCAAUGCAGGUUUUCUAUUUUAUAAGACUUCAUACAUUUAUAUAAUAUGUAAAUAAUCUUAUUUUAGGAAUGUUAAAUAAAAAUGUAUACUUAACAGCGAUUAUUGUCCAUUAGAUUUUUGAGAGAGAGAGAAAGAAUAAAAGAGGUGUGGUGCAAAGAAAUUAAAGAGGAUUUUAAUGAUGGCUUGUCACUGUUGGAGCUUCUCUAAUGGGAGGCUACUCUUUUUUAACAGUUUGAUCUUGCAAUGUUUUUGAAAAUUAAAAUUUGGCAGUUUUAGAAUUUAUAGAAAAUGUUUUAACCUUUUGGGAAUUGGUAAUAGGGGUUAUCCAUUGCAUACAAGUUCCUUACUCUUCUGGUUGAACAUGUACCUUCUUGAAGUCGGAAUGUAAACAAUUGUAUUGAAGCUGUGCAAUAUUUUUUUGUAUUUGUCUUAACUUGGGAAAGCUGCUCUUCAGUUUAUAAAACAAAAUCUCACCUCA
Molecule: messenger RNA, 12871 nt
Organism: Zootoca vivipara (common lizard)
Lineage: Eukaryota; Metazoa; Chordata; Lepidosauria; Squamata; Lacertidae
Gene: AHCTF1
Product: AT-hook containing transcription factor 1
Molecular function (GO): protein binding
Source: RefSeq, a predicted model, not a curated record